UCUCACGCCCCCUUCAAACCGGCGCUUCAUUCAUCUCAUUUCCUCUCUCUCUCUACAACCUCCUUCCUUCCUCCGCCGCCCGACCCGAGAAGAGGGAGGACCCGGACCCGAAGCCGGAGCCCCGAGAGAAGGAAAUGGGCAAGGACCUGACCGACGACCAAAUCUCCUCCAUGAAGGAGGCGUUCACCCUCUUCGACACCGACGGCGACGGCCGGAUCGCGCCGUCGGAGCUGGGGAUCCUCAUGCGCUCCCUCGGCGGGAACCCGACCCAGGCCCAGCUCAAGUCCAUCGUCGCCGGCGAGGGCCUCACCGCCCCCUUCGACUUCCCGCGCUUCCUCGACCUCAUGUCCCGGCACCUCCGGGCGGAGCCCUUCGACCGCCAGCUCCGCGACGCCUUCAAGGUCCUCGACAAGGAGUCCACCGGCUACGUCUCCGUCGCCGAUCUGCGCCACAUCCUCACCAGCAUCGGCGAGAAGCUCGAGCCCUCCGAGUUCGACGAGUGGAUCCGGGAGGUCGAGGUGGGGCCCGACGGCAGGAUCCGGUACGAGGAUUUCAUCGCCCGGAUGGUCGCCAAGUGAGAAGCCUCCCGAAGAGAGGGGUAAUUUCGAAUUCGUCAUGUUUGGGUGUCUUUCGUGAACUCUUCUUUUCUUUUCUUUUCUUCUUUUCUUUUUUUUUUUCCGUCUUUUGGGCGGUGGUUGUUCUCUUUGGGAUUUGAAGAUUCUGUUCGAGUUGCUCUGCAAUGUUCAAUGUGGUAGAGUUUGUUUGUCCUCUUUGUUGUUUACUCUCUUUUUUCAUUCCUAAUUUGGCUACUGUGUUGUUAAUUUGUUCGAUUAAUGCAUAGUGGCUUGUCGGGCCCGAGGCCUGUUUGUUUUA
Molecule: messenger RNA, 873 nt
Organism: Eucalyptus grandis
Lineage: Eukaryota; Viridiplantae; Streptophyta; Magnoliopsida; Myrtales; Myrtaceae
Product: probable calcium-binding protein CML13
Exons: 1
Coding region: 135-578 (147 amino acids)
Cellular component (GO): myosin II complex
Molecular function (GO): calcium ion binding
Source: RefSeq, a predicted model, not a curated record